Penaeus indicus is the source of this 506-nucleotide messenger RNA. RefSeq names its product pro-resilin-like. The record is from RefSeq and is a predicted model, not a curated record. Lineage: Eukaryota; Metazoa; Arthropoda; Malacostraca; Decapoda; Penaeidae. Gene Ontology annotation, cellular component: extracellular matrix. The transcript is spliced from 3 exons. Bases 23 to 406 code for a protein of 127 amino acids.
AGUUCCUUCAGAAUACACCAACAUGAACACCAAGAUCCUCGUCUUCCUCGGUCUCGCAGCCUUUGCCGCUGCAGACAGCUUUGAAUCCUACGAAUACAGGCCACCGCAUAGGUCCUCUGAGGAAUCUUACGAGUCAAGCGAGGCCAAGUACGACUUCCAAUGGGCCGUGAGCGACGACUCCUCAAGCAACGAGUUCGGACACCAGGAGGCCCGUGACGGCGACCACACUCAAGGAUCCUACUACGUGCAGCUCCCUGACGGCCGCCUGCAAACCGUCAAGUACUUCGUGGACGGCGACUCCGGCUACGUGGCUGAGGUCAACUACGAGGGCGAGGCUUCCUUCGAAUCUGGUUCAUCCGAAUCUCGGGAAUACAGAUACGUGUACGACUCCAACGAGUCAAAAUAAAUCACUAGUCAUAUCAGAAAUCUCAUGUUUUGCUGAUGGAAAUUGCAGCUCUUUUUGUUCAUUUUGUACAAAUGUUUAAUAAUAUAUAUGAUUCAUUUCA